UCUACGCCGUAGCACGUUCGUAGCACAUCGCUGCAAUUGCUACGAGAACUUGUUUCACAAAUACCAUUUACGGCUGCAUACCAAUUAUACUAUCAUUAACACCUUUAGUUUAUUCUAAUAAGAGUAAGCCCAUAUUUACCAAUACUUCAACUGCCAAUUGGGCAUUCAAGGACUACCUGUUAAAAUUUAAACCAACACAUGUCUGGAGUCAGAUAUCAAUGAAUAACAAAACCAGAAGACACAUUUACCAUGACGAAUUUGAUAGAAUGUUCAAUGGUAUCGACGGGACAGAUGAGCUGUUAUCUUUAAAAGUUACUAAUGGAGAACCAAAGGUGGUGUUGAGGAAAGAUGGACGCCGAUGGGAACCUCCCGGAGGCUUAACAGACAACAAAAAUGAUAGAUUUAGUCUGAAACGAAGGUUUCUUGAACUCAUGAAGCAGGCUAUUUAUCAAGCGCGAAACAGAAUGAUUAUCAUGCAGACGUAUAGGGUGACAUACAGACAAAGUUCCGUUUAUAAAAUGGGCUUCUUGAUGAGUAAAACUGACCAAGCUGUUAAAACAUUCGCUCGAUACACUUUUAAGGCUUUUAUGGGAUGCUAUUUCGUAAGGUUAAGGUAUGAGAGGUUGUUAGUAAAGGAAUUAUUGGAGGCUUUCGAGAGGGAGUUAGAUUUAUGGUUUGAUAUAGAGCUUUUAAUUGAUUUGGUAAUGUUAAAUGACUCGAAUUGUAAGCGAAUGUUGAACCAAGUGAUGACAAAUCGGAAAGAUGCGUGGAAGUUUGUCGAGUAGAUGUAUUUUUUUUACAAAUAAAAAUAAUUUAA
Messenger RNA from Pieris brassicae (large cabbage white), 817 nucleotides. RefSeq lists its product as uncharacterized. Lineage: Eukaryota; Metazoa; Arthropoda; Insecta; Lepidoptera; Pieridae. The record is from RefSeq and is a predicted model, not a curated record. The transcript has 2 exons. Bases 219 to 785 code for a protein of 188 amino acids.